CCAACAUAUUUCAGAGCUCGAUGGGCUCCAGGCUUUUUCCGGCAGCACCAACCCCACAGACUCCUGAAGCCUCAAGAAUUUGCUUGCAGCUAAUUUAAAGCAAACAUUUACAUAUGGAAAAACAAUGUGGUGGAGCCUGUGCCAGGUUUCUCCCUUGAUUCUCACUAUAUGCUCUCUGUCUAUAACAUCACGUUGGGCCACGGCUGCAGCAUGCGGGGAGCCGGCGGCGGUGCCUGCCCAGAGAAGAAGCAUCAGAGAUGCAAGUUCUCCAGCUCCUGUCAACUGUCAGCUGAGCCAGUGGUCGGAAUGGACUGAUUGCUUCCCUUGCCAAGGGAGAAAACACCGGCACCGGACGCUGCUGCAGCCAGCAAUGUUUGGAGGGCAGCGCUGCGAGGGGCCCCUCUGGGAUGAGCAAAGCUGCAGUGCUGGGAAGAGCUGUGCCAGAGCUCCAAGCUGUGGGAAUGACUUCCAGUGCAAGGAGAGCGGUCGCUGUAUUAAACGGCAUCUUGUGUGCAAUGGCAAUACAGACUGCAGAGAUGGGUCUGAUGAAAAUGACUGCGAAGAUGAAGAUGCUGAACGCCCCUGUGGCAAUCUGUUCCCCAUCCCAGGGUCUGAAAAAGCAGCACGAGGAUACAACAUCCUAACACAAGAGGAGAGAAGGUACAUAUAUGAUCCUAAAUUUCUGGGAGGUCACUGUGAAUCUGUCUACAAUGGGGAGUGGAGGGCACUGAGGUAUGAUGCCACGUGUGAACGCCUGUACUAUGGAGAUGAUGAGAAGUAUUUCCUGAAGCCUUACAACUUCCACAUAUACCAAUUCCUGGCUUAUGCUGAUUCUGGAUUCUCUUCUGAGUUUUACGAUGAUUCAAAAGAUCUGAUUGAUGCCCUCAGAAGCAGUAAAUCCAAAGGAGGGGGUUUCACCAUCGGGAUUGGGCCUGGAAAAAUAGAUUUCAAACUGAACCUCGGCUUCACCUUAUCACGUGGCAAAGGAUCCCUGAAGAAUUUCACAGAAUAUACUGCAAAGAAUGUUGGAUUCAUUAGAAUUGCGACCAAUGUGCAGACAGCCCGCUUCAAGAUGAGAAGGAACAACAUAAUUUUGGAUGAAGACACGCUCAUCUCCCUGCGGGACCUUCCAGAUAUCUAUAAUUAUGGCAUGUAUGCCAAAUUCAUCAAUGACUAUGGCACCCAUUUCAUGACAUCUGGCACUAUGGGAGGCGACCUUGAGUACAUCCUCGUUGUUAACAAAGAAGAAAUGAGACGAAAAGACAUCAGCUAUGAAGAAGUAACCACCUGUUUUGGCCUCUCAGUGGGCAUGUCAGCCACAAAGCUUAUGCUGCAUUGGGAAGCAUCUGUGUCACUCUCUGUCUGCGCAGAGAAACAGCUUCUGAAUGCUGCUGACUUCUCAGAUGCUGGGAGCAACAGUCCAGUCGUGGAAGAUAUCAUUGUCCGGAUUAAAGGUGGAGAUACCUCUUACAGUGCACGGCCCUUAAGCAGUUGGGAUAGCAACACGUAUCGGCGCUGGGGAAGGUCAUUAAAAUAUAAUCCAGCUAUUAUUGAUUUUGAGCUGCAACCUAUCCACGAAAUCCUGCGCAGAAGUGCUGCUGGCAACAUGGAAACCAAACGGCAGCACCUGAAGCGGGCUUUGGAUGAGUACCUGCUGGAAUUCAAUGCCUGUCGCUGUGGGCCAUGCCAGAACAAUGGGGAACCUGUCCUGGUGGGAGAUGAGUGCUCGUGCCAGUGCCGGUCUGGAUACAGUGGCCCUGUCUGUGAGCAGACUGAGCACCAAGGCACAGAGACAGAUGGGCACUGGAGCUGCUGGUCAUCCUGGACCUCGUGCCAGUCAGGCUCACGGCACCGCAGCCGGCAAUGCAGCAACCCAGCCCCGCAGCAUGGAGGGGCAUCCUGCAUGGGGAGAGAUGAGCAGAGCUCUUCCUGCUGAACCCAGCAUGGCUCCAUAGGCAUGAGCUCAAGGCUCUAAGUGCCUCAGGUAUGAAAUACACAGGUUAGAACUGUUUACUCGCGGAAAUGUCUAUGUUUGCCUUUGGAAAACAAAUUAAAAGCUCGCGAUCCUUGCAUUUUUAUGCAGUUGGUAUUGGCAUAUGUACCAUGAAACUUUUAUAAGUUGGCACCGUCAGAUUCUUACGUCUAGCAUAUUGGACAGGGCUGUGUCUUCAGUAAAGCCAUAUGCUGAGCUGCAUGGAGGAAGCUUAAGCCCAAAGACGUUCAAAGAGCCAUUGUGAAAUGUCAGCUCAAAGAUUCUUACAUCAACAAAUAAAGUAACAAAGAGGCCGGAAGGAAACCAUUCUUCAGGGGAUGCUCACAUAGGGGCAGGCUGCUCCUCCAGUGAUGGGCUGAUUGGCACAUGGGCAUUUCAUGCCCUGGGCAUCCAGAGACAGAGAAUUUGCUACUGAGCUGCUUGAUUUAAAGAUCUCUUCUGAACGUAAGGCAUAAAUCUCAGCACAGGAAUACAUGUGGUAUUGAACUGCAUCCAGAGCCCACAGCUCAGCCCUCUUAAUGAACUGCCACAAAACCCAGGGAGGACAGAAGGCAAGUGGCACUUUAUUUCACUGCGCUUUGCAUUGCAGGGAAAGCAGGGAGGGGGGAAAAAGCCCUGAGAAGGAAUCAAGCAUUAUGAACAGCAACAAAACCUCAAAGCACAAAGGAGCACUUCUACAUACAUUUGAAUGGGAAAGGAAUCGUGGUUUAGUGAAAGAAAUUGCUCAGCUCUAGCUCUGAUGCUUGGAAAUGCUUGUUUCUCAACAGUGUGUCGGUGGUGAUUUAGAGGCUGACAUGUAGCUGAUGUAAAUCAGUGUAGCUCCUUCACUGCAGCUGAUUUAUGCUACCCGAAGAUCUGGCCCCAUAUUUUCUUUUGUGUGCACAUUUGCCAAAAGAUAAUUUUUUCUUUUUUUAAUCGCUUCUGUUUUGCUUGAAAGUGAAACUGCAGCAUUUUUUUUCUCUUCUUUUCUUUUUUUUUUUGUAUAAGAAAAUAACAAACCGUGCUGUCUCAAACACCAAGGUUUGAUUUUUCAGUGAAAAAUUACUACGACACGUUUCUAAGAUGUGGAUAAAUGUCUGAAAAAACGGUGGCCUUUUUGCCAAGCUUGCUUUCCCAGGUAAAGUCUGCAUUCAUCCAGAGAUAGAUUUGCUCCCCAGGGUUUGGAUCUGAUGUCUUCUAUGCUGAGAAAAUGCAGCAGCAUGAAGCAUCCACUGAUACUGGUGUGAUUAAGGCAGCACGGAGGAAAGUGAGCAAAGCAGCAUUUUCCCACUAUGGUUCUAUCAAUAGUUGUUGGCAUAGGGCUGGGACAUUAUGCAGGACAUGAUCAAUGGGCAAAGGGGUGAUGGGAUGAUGGUUGCUUUUGAUGACUUGGACUUGAUAAAGAAAUUCUUUACUGUGAAGAUGGGGAGAUGCUGGCACAGGUUGCCCAAUGAAGUUGUUGAUACCACCUCCCUGGAAGCACCAAGGCCAGGCUGGAUGGGGCUGUGAGCAACCUGGUCUAGAUGGAGGUGUCCCUGCCUAUAGCAGGAACUACAUGAUCUUAAAGGUCCCUUCCAACCCAAACCAUUCUGUGAUUGUAUCAUCUUAGAGGUCCCUUUCAACCUUAAUGAUACUAUGACUCAGUGAUUAUGUAGAAACAUAUGACAGGGUUCUUACAUCCAAAACUAUUUUGGUUCAUGGGUGAUUCUCACCUGUGCACAGACUGCUUGGGACAAAACCCAAGAGCAAAUGAGAGUCAAGCUACUGCAGUGAGCCUCUGUGGCCAGGGGGAAGAAAUUAAUGAAGGGAAAGAUUUGCUGUCUAAGAGGCUGGAGAGUGGAGGCUGGGGGAAGAUGACCUGCAGCCUCACCUUUGGAGGCAUUUCUAUAAGGCUGGAAAGUCACCACAACCAGAGAAAUCCAAAUGAUGAAAGAAUUGAAUGUGAACCAACACCAAGAAGGGCUGGGCAGCAGCCCCUUUCCUCUGCUCACCCAGGACUCAGGCAUCUUCCUCCCCAGAGCUCAGAGCAGAGAACUGCAGUCCAGGGAGAAAAUGCCCAUAAGGUCUGUUUAAAUUAAAAAAAAAAAAAAAAAGAGAGAGAAAAGAAAUAAAAAAGAUUAUGAGCAAUUACACAUUUACCACUUGCCACUCAAAGAAGCUAAUAUUUCUCCUGCUGAAGUGGCCAGCAUGAGAGCUGUGCUAGAUGAGAUAAGGAGCAAAAAUGUACAUUUCUUACUUAAACUAAAAGCUUAGAGGGUACAAUAAAACACUACGGUUCCACCCUGGCUUUAAUGAAUGGAUUUUCCCCUCUUGCACAUUGACAUACAUUUGAUAUAGUUAUUUAUCCUAUAUAUUUCUUGUGGCAUAUUUCCCAGGAGACCUUGUUUAUCUCUCUCGUAAGUACAUGAUGGAUGUAUGGUGCUUUGGAUAAAUGGUAUCACAAUCAGAUAUUUUUAUGGAUAUAGGCAAACUGGGUUAUUAACAAAGGAAGGGCAGAGAAGAACCAGUACGCAACAGAAAACAGCAAAUGAUUGAUGACAAUACACCUGAGGUUGCAAGGUGCAGGCUCCAGAUAACCAGCUAACAGGAGAGGAGAUAAGGGCAGUGCCUGAGACAGAGCUGUUUCCCACCCCGGGGUCAAUGUCAUGCUGGCUGCCCCAAUGGAUGGGUCCCUCCCAGCCCUCUAUUUCACAGCAGCUGAGGACUGCCCACUGGGAGCAGCUCUGAGAUUGUCUCCUUCCCCUCUAUACAGUGUUAAGGCACUGCUGCAGGAAGAAGCAAAACAUCAAAUCUACCCCAAACUGCAAAAGACAACAGAAAUGACAAAAGACAGUAGAUAAAAACAAAAGAAAUGCCAGAUCCUGGGGAGUUCAGGGGGAGGCUGGCAUUUGUUGUGCUGCUGCAUUGUGCCCAGCACAGUGAGAGUCUAAGUGCUAAUAAUGGUAGUACAUAAUGGUAAUAAUGACUGUCCUCCUCUCUAGUGUUGUUGAUUUACACAACCAGAAGGUGUUAAAAUAGGAUAUAAAAGGAAGAGAAAUCUGCAGCCAUAAUUUGAAAGCUGGCGGUUUGCUUUGGUGCUUAUUGGGCUGUAUUACGAGUACUGCAGAACAACCCACUGUUGGCAAUCUGGGGACUGUUAUCACCUCUACAUGGACUUGCUGGGUCACUUUCUAUGCAGUCUCUCUGUCUGUGUCCAUUACUUUCUCUGUAAAGCAGAUUUCUGGUUUAUAUGCCCUCAGAGGCCUGGGUGGGGACAAUGGCAAGACUGCUGCAAGUCACCCAGCUCUCCUACCGUAUCAAUGCAAGGGAUCAUGGAUCAGCUGCUGGACCGUGAACCAACCUGAUGACAGCCUAGACCAAAUCCCAGCUGGAAAUCAGUCUGACCCAUUUCCGAUGUUAGGUGCAGUAAGAAUCAGGCUGGUUUUGUGCUGGGAAAGUUGGACACAGAAUCACAGGGUCACCAAACCAUUUAGGAUAAAAAAGACCUUCAUGAUCACCAAGUCCAACCAUCAGUCUGAUGCUGAGACUCAUCACAAAACCAUGAUCCUUAGUGCCAUGUCCACACAUGUCUUGAAUACCUCCUGGGAUGGGGACCCCACCAUUGCCCCAGGCAGCCCGUUCCAAUGAUUGAACACUCCCUGUCUGUAAGGAAAUUCUUCCUAAUAUCAUGACACGACAAUUAGAACUUACCAAAAAUACUGUUUCUGGAACUUCUCCAAACCAUGUUGACUGGAUCCAUCACACAUCACAGCAGCAACAUCUUCAGGAAGGAGGUGGAAAAAAUACAUUUUCCCUGUUUACUGAGUUUAUUUUUAGCAUGCAAAUAGCAAUAGCUGUGACAACCAGUCAGUAUGGCUCUUGUGCUGAGACACAGGUGACAAAAGCAAUGAUACAGAACUACCACAGGUUUAAGGAACCACACAGUCUUAGAAUAGUUUGGGUUGGAACAGAUCUUUAAAUCAUCUAGUUCCAAUGUAAAGAAACCCAUAUUAAUACAGCACAUCUGGUCCAGGGCAGGAAUGCAAUAUGAGAUGCAAUAAAGCCCAUUGAGACAAGAAUCUUAGCCAGGAAAAUGGGCUUAACCAGCAGAGAACAUGCACGUGUUGUGUCUGCAGCCUUCUUGUUUUCAUACCUGGGUUAUUAAUGUCAACUUGCACGGAAAGUGGAAGUGAGAAACCCCAGUAAAAGAUAGUACCAAAAUUUAAUGCAUAUCAAAAUGAAACAAUAAAACCUUCAGCACAGAAUUUUUUAUUACCCUCCAGGUCAUCGUAAAUUGUUAGCUAGUUAAAUCAAAGCACAAAAUCACAAGGACAAGAUAAAGUUAUGUCCUUUAGGGGAGGCUCCUAGAGCCUAUAGGCUCAACAUGCAACUGCUACUGAAACGAUACACCAGGUAGGCUGUCCUACUCAUUUGAAGAUUGCCAAGUCUUUCUUCCUCCAAAAAACAAAACAAAACA
Molecule: messenger RNA, 6428 nt
Organism: Tympanuchus pallidicinctus (lesser prairie-chicken)
Lineage: Eukaryota; Metazoa; Chordata; Aves; Galliformes; Phasianidae
Gene: C8A
Product: complement C8 alpha chain
Exons: 11
Coding region: 125-1936 (603 amino acids)
Biological process (GO): immune response
Cellular component (GO): membrane attack complex
Molecular function (GO): protein binding
Source: RefSeq, a predicted model, not a curated record